This is a messenger RNA of Lindgomyces ingoldianus, 1143 nucleotides long. RefSeq names its product putative acid phosphatase. The annotation marks the transcript as partial. Gene Ontology annotation, biological process: phospholipid catabolic process. Lineage: Eukaryota; Fungi; Ascomycota; Dothideomycetes; Pleosporales; Lindgomycetaceae. Gene Ontology annotation, molecular function: hydrolase activity, acting on ester bonds. The transcript has a single exon. The record is from RefSeq and is a predicted model, not a curated record.
CCAGCGCAGUCCACCAUCAACAUGUCCCCUUCUGAACUCUCGGCAUCUCAAGCAUCAGCACCAACGCUCUCCCCGACAUCAAACAUCCCGGGCAAAGCAUUUAACCGCAUCAUCCAAAUAUGGCUCGAAAAUACAGACUACGACGUCGCUGCAGGGAAUGAAGACAUGAAGUGGCUAGCAACCCAAGGAAUUGCACUAACCAACUUUUGGGCCUUGACCCAUCCAAGCCAGCCAAACUAUCUUGCUGCAGUGGGAGGAGAUUCGUUCGGAAUGGAUAGUGAUGAUUUCUACAGCUUACCUUCAAACAUAUCGACUAUUGUCGACCUCCUGGAUAUGAAAGGGAUUUCUUGGGGGAGCUAUAUGGAAGGGAUGCCAUAUGCAGGGUUUCAGGGGGAGAAAUAUAGAAACCAGGAAAAUGGCGCAGACAACUACGUUCGAAAGCAUAAUCCACUUAUACUCUACGGCUCGGUAACAAGCAACGCAACGAGGCCAAGCCUCAUCAAGAACUUCACGUCACUAGACGAAGAUAUCAGGGGAAACAAGAUGCCGCAAUGGUCCUUCCUAACCCCCAACAUGACGAACGACGGCCACGACACUUCACUGCCCCACGCUGCAACCUGGGCUCGCUCCUUCCUGACUCCACUCCUAGCAAAUACGUCAUUCAUCUCUAAUUCCACUCUUAUCCUCCUCACCUUCGACGAAAACCACCGCUAUCCAAUUCAAAACCACAUCUUCACCAUCCUUCUCGGCAAUGCGAUUCCCGAUUCGCUCCACGGAACCGAAGACAACACGUUCUACACCCACUACUCCAUUCUCAGCACUGUGCAAGCUAACUGGGGUCUACCGAGUCUAGGUCGCUGGGACUGCGGCGCUAAUAUCUUCUCCCUAGUAUCUAACGCUACGGGCUAUGUGAACUGGAAUGUUGAUCCCAAGAAUUUGUACUUCAACACCACAUACCCUGGUCCAUUGUCCAAGCGCAGAUAUGUCCCCAAUUGGCCGCGGCCAGAGACUCAAGAGGCUUGUGCGGCGGGGAAUGGGGUCUGGGAGGGUGUAAAGAGGGUAUGGGGGGAUGGCAAGGGAGCGAUGAAUUAUACGUGGCCUUAUCCGGUAGAUGAGAUGAGUGGGAAUAAUGUGGGUGGAAGU